CGCGCGGCGAUGCGGCUGCGCGUUGCGGCAGAGACGUUGCUGUGGUUGAAAGUUUCUGUCCCCAGAAUAACGCUUCACAUUUUGUCGAAGCUAGUUAUCGGUCGAUAAUGUUGCACUUCAUGGGAGACAGGCUGUCUCGGAAAUUUUACUGGUGACAUUGAAAAGGAGCAGCGUGACCAUGGCCGUCGCAGUUGCUAGCACCACCGAGCUGCCCUGCCCGGGGUCUGGGGUCAGUCUGUAUCGAAGAAGCAGAAAGGAGUUUGUGCCUUUGGAGUCGACGUACUAGCCUAACGGCGACUAUAAUACCAAAUCGACAGGGGAGACUGUUUACCGCGAUGCCCCCUCUUUAACGACAGGAUACUAAUUCUCAUAUCGGAUCGGAUUUAGCGGUCACCUCCAACAUGUCUGAUCAAAACUACUACUGGACCGUGCUGCCGAGCUACAAAACUAGUUUUGUGACCGGGGCCAUGAUGAAAAGAUCGAAAAGUUCCCGUAACAACAAGAGAAGGAGUUUGGCGGUCGGGACCCCAUCGCCCACGCUGUCACGACCGCUUUCACCUCUCCCACUCGCCACAGCUGGUAGCAGUCCUUCAGAAAGCCCCAGAAAUGUCUCUGCUAGCUCUUCUGCCAAUUUCCAGUUUGCCCGCAGUCAACUGGCCCGGACUGAAAGCAGGGCAGAUGGGCGAAGGUGGUCGGUGGCAUCUGUUCCCUCCUCUGGAUACUGCACAAACGCACCAAGUUCAUCAGUAUCUUCCUCUUCUUCACAGGAGUUGUUGCACCAGUUGCCCUUUCAGCCCACGCAAGAGGAUCUUCACUUCCUCUUCAAACAUUUUCCGAGCCCAGAAAGUGUGGCAGAUGAAGAAGGAGCCCACCCCAUGCCCCCUGUCAGGGUCCGCUCACGCAGUCUCAGCCCUGGACGGACCUGUGGGGUGUUUGACAAUGAGAUUGUCAUGAUGAAUCACGUCUAUAAAGAACGUUUUCCUAAGGCGACGGCCCAGAUGGAGGGUCGGCUGCUCGACAUCAUUGCAGAGUGUUCCCCAGACACCGCUCUGCCCCUGGCUGAUGGUGUGCUUGGAUUCAUUCAGCACCAGCUGGUGGAGCUCGCCAGAGACUGUCUGGACAAGUCACAGAAUGGCCUGGUGACCUCCAGGUACUUCAUGGAGCUGCAGGAGAAAUUGGAGAAGCUGUUGCAUGAGGCGUAUGAGCGCUCAGAGAGCGAGGAGGUGACCAUCAUCACCAAACUGGUCAAGAAGAUUCUCAUCAUCAUCUCCAGGCCUGCCAGGCUGUUGGAGUGUCUGGAGUUUGAUCCAGAGGAGUUUUACCAACGUUUGGAAGCUGCAGAGGGUCAAGCCAAAGUAGGACAAGGCAUCAAAACUGAUAUUCCCAGAUACAUAAUCAGCCAGCUGGGCCUUACGAGAGAUCCCCUGGAAGAGAUGGUUCAUUUGGAGCAUACUAGCCCGAUUCACAGAUCAGCGAGCAGAGAGUCUGAUGACACUGGAGAGGCAACAUCUGCACAGAGCCGUGUAGCCUGCACCCCUCCUCGUAGGAAACCACUGGAAAGCGACUUUGAGACUAUAAAGCUCAUUAGCAACGGCGCCUAUGGGGCCGUAUUUCUGGUGCGCCACAAAGACACUCGUCAGCGUUUUGCUAUGAAGAAGAUCUACAGGCAGAAUCUGAUCCUUAGAAAUCAAAUCCAACAGGUGUUCGUAGAGCGAGACAUCCUCACCUUUGCUGAAAACCCAUUUGUGGUUUCCAUGUUCUGCUCUUUUGAGACACGGAGGCACCUGUGCAUGGUUAUGGAAUAUGUGGAAGGUGGAGAUUGUGCCAAUCUGUUGAAGAAUAUCGGUGGACCUCUGCCUGUGGACAUGGCCAGGAUGUAUUUUGCUGAGACUGUCUUGGCUUUAGAGUACCUUCACAACUACGGCAUUGUACACAGAGACCUCAAACCUGACAAUUUGCUGAUCACCUCCAUGGGACAUAUUAAACUGACAGACUUUGGACUUUCAAAGAUUGGCCUAAUGAACAUGACAACUAACUUGUAUGAAGGACACAUUGAAAAGGAUACUAGAGAAUUUAUUGACAAGCAGGUGUGUGGUACUCCAGAAUAUAUCGCUCCAGAGGUGAUCCUGAGGCAGGGCUAUGGGAAGCCUGUGGACUGGUGGGCCAUGGGGAUCAUUCUUUAUGAGUUCCUAGUGGGCUGUGUGCCUUUCUUUGGAGACACACCAGAGCAGCUCUUUGGUCAAGUGGUUAAUGAUGAUAUUAUCUGGCCGGAUGGGGAGGAUGCCCUGCCAGCUGAUGCUCAGGACCUUAUCACCAGACUUUUGAGGCAGAACCCUCUGGAGCGCCUGGGAACAGGUGGGGCCACUGAGGUAAAGAUGCACAAUUUCUUCCUUGGCCUGGACUGGAACGGUCUCCUGAGGCAGAAAGCUGAAUUCAUCCCACAGCUAGAGAGCGAGGAGGACACCAGCUACUUUGACACCCGAUCAGAGCGAUACUGUCAUCUGGGCUCAGAUGACGAUGAAACAAAUGAUGAUGAAUCAUCUCUGGAGCUACGACAGUUCUCCUCUGUAGCCCACCGCUUCAGCAAGGUGUACAGCAGCACAGAGCACCUGUCCACCUCGACUCCAUCCAAUCUGAGCCUGUCGUCAUCAGACCGAAGCCACAGCGAGGAGAAGGAGGACCGAUGGGAGGGCAGGGGAGUCCUUUCCCCUGGUGACGGACACAAACAUUUGGCGAGUGGAGACAAGAGGGCAGAUGGACACAGGGGGAGUCUCCGUCCACGUGCGUCAUCCAGCUCCUCACAGUCGGAACGCAGCACCAGCCCACUGGUAAUGAACAACACCCAGAGCUUUGACAUCAUGCCUCGAGUUGCCAUCCCUGCUGAUGAGGAGGAUGGGAUGGUUUCCAACCUGCGCCGCAUCCGUCUCCGGAGCAACAGCACAGGUACGAGGCCAUCCUUCAGGAGGGGGGCAUCUCGACGCAUCGCACAUCAGUUAGAGACCCCAGAGAAACCCAGGUCCCCCUCUGGAAAAGUCCCCAAGUCUGCGUCAGUCUCUGGCCUUUCACUCAUCAUUACCCCAGAUGACUCAGGAGGUCCUCCUACGAGCCCCAAAUCUUCUUUGUCCCUAUCAUCCAACCCCUCGUCCAGAGACUCGUCUCCCAGCCGCGAUCUGUCCGUCAAUGUCAGCUGCCUCAGGCCUCCAGUGGUUAUCCACAGCUCUGGGAAAAGGUUUGGGUUUGCGCUGCGAGCCAUCAGAGUCUACAUGGGAGACAGUGACGUCUACACCGUUCAUCACAUGGUCUGGUGCGUUGAGGAGGGCAGUCCUGCACACGAGGCAGGAUUGAGGGCAGGUGACCUCAUCACUCACGUCAACGGAGAGUCGGUCCAGGGUCUCGUACACACUGAGGUGGUGGAGCUUUUGCUUAAGAGUGGCAACAAGGUGACCCUCCAAACCACUGCUCUGGAGAACACGUCUAUCAAGGUUGGACCUGCUAGAAAAGCGAGCUACAAGGCCAAGAUGGCCCGGCGGAGCAAAAAGAGCAAAAGGAAGGACGGACAAGACAGCAGACGACGCAGCAUCUUGAAGAAGCUGUCUAAGCAUACACCGCCUCCACCCAUGCAGAGCAGUCGUAGCUUCUCUUCGGGGUUCCACCAAUCAUCUAGUGACAGCCUCUCUGGCUCACCAACACAAAGCCUCUCUCCUGGGCCUUCAACACCUUGUCGCUCCCCAGCCCCUGACCACUCUGGAGAUUCAAGUUCUUCUCCUUGCUCCAGCUCUCCAAACUCGCCCGUACCGCAGGCUCGUCCCAGUUCUCUUCACGUCUUGGGUCGCUACACAAAAGCUGGUCGUUGCAAGUCCACCAGCAGCAUCCCUCCUUCGCCUCUGGCCUGUAUCCCACCACCCCAAUCUCUUUCUCCCCAAUGCUCGCCAUCUAGCCUCCCAAGUCACCCCAAGUCCCUGCACAGUUUUCACGGCAAGACUUUGUCACCUCCUACAAUCGCUCGUCAUUCUGUGCGUCCUCGCAGCGCAGAACCGCCGCGCUCACCGCUGCUCAAGAGAGUUCAGUCAGCAGAGAAACUGACUGGUGACAAGAUGACUGGGGGUUACCACGGAGAUAGGAAGGCUUACAGCACCCGACGUCACACUAUGGAGGUGCCCUUGUCUGAGGGAGAGGGGCUGGAGGACCUAGAGGGAGACAAAGCUACAGGGUUUGUUUGCGUAGGCGAGCACGGCCGCCAGGGCCUACACAUUGGAGGACAGAGAGGCCACCAGGACACAGCCAGCGGAGGCAGCGAUCACCACCGCUCUGCUGCCUUGCCACAACACCGCAGCACCAACAACCACUCAAAAGAGAUGGUGGUGAUGAGGAAGCUGGCUCUAUCAGAGCGCAGAGACUCCUUCAAGAAACAGGAGGCGGUCCAGGAAGUGAACUUUGACGACUUGGAGGAGGCAGCUCUAAGCCCCACGCUUCCUGUCACACAGUCAAAGGCGUUCAAGGCAUCCUGGAUCAACUCGUCACAGUCGGAACCCAGCGGCAAGCUGGGAUCACAGGGUACCACACCGCAGAAAACCAAGUCAAAAGACAAAGAAGGGCGUUAGUUGUUCAGUUUUAUUUUGCAGGGAUCACAGGUCAGAGAAGAUGAGGCUUUGACCUGCUAUCGUACUUGCAUUUAAAGGCCUUGCAUGUGUCCAGAAAACUGUGACCAAGUCCCACAUCAUCACAGAAACAAAGAAGAGUCUGCAUUUCUCCGUACCAUACGCAUCCUCCAACACUGUUAACAGAUUAAUGACUGCCAAACGAUGUUUACUUCAGAGUUGCUCGAUUUCUCUCUCAGUUCUCAAAUCACUGUGGCGCCUCUAACGGAUGUAAUUGUAAAUAUUUGUUGUUUUAAACGAAGAAACUUAUUUAUGACUUUUUAAUGAUUGUUUGUUUUUGUUUUGUUGUUUUUUAAUUUGUUUGUUUUAUUGUUUUUUUUUUAAGUUGCUAAAAAUGCCUCGGACGCUUCAGCUGUUCUAUUUUUAGGAAGUGCACAGGAGAAAAGCCAGGCAACAACUUCUCAGUGUGGUCUUAGUAGGUAUGGAGGGAAAACAAAGAUAAUAUUAGUCAAUAUUGCAAUAUUCAUAUGAUUCUUUUUUUUAUACUGUUGUGUGUGUGCGUGCGUGUAUGCGUGUAACGGGGUGUUGUUUCAUAUACAGACUGUAGUGCUCAUCCUGCACUGUAUAUGCUAAAAAAUUCCAUAACACGUUUUUUGCUGCCUCUCUGAAGAAAUCUAUCAUGCGGAUUGUGAUCGUGACGAUUCGGAGUCAUUGUUUCUCGACGCAGGGCAUGUACAAAUCGGAACAAAAGAAAAAUAACAACAUUGCAACAGUUGUCAGCUAAGCUGUGGCGCCAAAGCAUGGUUUAGCUUAAUAAUAGGUACUGUAGUUGUACAUAAGAGGCCUCAUGUAUGCUUGGGUCUACUGCCACUGGCUGUCCUGUUUUUUUGUUUUGUUUUUGUAUCCGUGCUGCCACCCGUCUGUAAGUUGUUUAAAUUAUAACCUGAUCAACACGCAGGUGUGUAGAUAAAGCUUUGUGGCUACCUUCCCGGCUGCUGCAUCCGACCUCUGAUACCUUUGUGAACCUAACCUCCGUCCAGCUCCUUACAAGCGUAGUCUAGCAGAAGUGUUUGCACAAGUCGUAGCUGCCGUGUAACAGUGAGAGUACAUUUAUAUUUCAGGGUGAUCUCUUUCUCUGUGGGAUUCAGAAAUUGUACAGUGGAUGCAACAAACAAAUCUGGCUCACUUGGCUGUUUUUUUUGUUUUGUUUUUUUAUGUGUUUUAUGGAUGAAUGUUUACAUUUCAAUGCAAAUAUGUGGGUGGACUUCAGUGGAAUCUGUUAAAUUAUUGUAUGGGGAUAAAAGAGAGGGGAGGCGCAGGAGAGGCAGACCUGAGGCCCUGGGUGGAUGAAGGAAUGAUUCAGUGGUAAUCUCCUUUUUGUAUAUUUUGAUAUGGAAACAGUCUUGUUGCAGUACUAAUUACCUAUGCUGUUGUAUGUCAUAUAAACAAUGGUGGACCUUAUAACAGCUAUCAGUGAAAUGUAAGGGUGGAUGGACUCGUGUAAGAUGUGAGUUAAGUGGCAUGGCUUUAAUCCCAAGUUGCAAUUGACUUUAAAGAGUUGUGCAUCUUUUACAUCCCAGUAAAUCUCCAUGGUUUUACUCUAGAUUUUGAGAGCUUGGAAGUUUUGAUGGAUAGGCCUUGAAUUCUUGAAUUUGAGGCUUUCAGCUUUAAAAUUUGUUUUUUACGGUGAGAUAUAAACAAAUGGUAUUUGGUUUUCCAUUAUGUACUCUUUAACUAGUUUUUACUUUUAAAAAAAAACAUCUAAUCCUGUUCUUGUUUCUGUUUGUUUUUUUUAUUAGUAGUAUUGUUUUACUCCAAGAACUGUUUGGAUUAGCAACUAAAAAAAAUCAAACAAAGUGGUUAGAGAAGAGGAAUUUGUUGAUUGUUCCUCUUUUUGUGAAGGCUCACAUCUAUGUUUUGCAGUCAAGGGAGAUUUAAAUAAGGGAUUUCUCAAAGAAUUUCAGCAUAUUGAACCUUGGAUAAAGGUUAUGUUGUGUGAAUGAAAACGUGGACCUUUUUUCACUGUACUUUAGGGAGAAAUGUGUGUAUGUGGGUUUUAUCACUAAAUUUCUGAUGCAAUAUACAUUUUAAUAUGUUCUUAGUGUUGAAUUGCUUUAUUUUUCAUUGUAGUAUCCCAUGACUUUUGUUGGGUCACCCUGUUAAACUUUUAUAAAUCAGGCACAGGUCUGAGCAGCAGCCCAUUUUGCAUCAAAUGAAGCAUCAGAGUGAACUCCUUGUCUCUGAUCGGCUUGUGCGUUCAUGUGUAUGACAAAUUCACUGUAACAGCCCCCACCCUUCACAUUUUUCACUUGUGUUUUUGUAUUGGUGUGCCCCACCACCAUCACCACUCAACCCCCUUGUCUCUACGUGGCAAACUGCCCUUUGUGAAAUGCCUACCAUGUGGGUAUCUGGUGCAGACUGGUGUGACAUUGUCUGUUAUUCUCUUGUCUCAACAGUGCUUGAAAUAAAUGAAUUUCCAGAGGACUGGAAAGUCCAAGACUACAA
This is a messenger RNA of Neolamprologus brichardi, 7103 nucleotides long. It is a transcript of the gene mast3a, whose product is annotated as microtubule associated serine/threonine kinase 3a. Gene Ontology annotation, molecular function: protein serine/threonine kinase activity; magnesium ion binding; protein binding. Gene Ontology annotation, biological process: intracellular signal transduction; peptidyl-serine phosphorylation. NCBI's taxonomy places the organism in Eukaryota, Metazoa, Chordata, Actinopteri, Cichliformes, Cichlidae. The record is from RefSeq and is a predicted model, not a curated record.